This is a messenger RNA of Meriones unguiculatus (Mongolian gerbil), 1461 nucleotides long. It is a transcript of the gene Anapc16, whose product is annotated as anaphase promoting complex subunit 16. Gene Ontology annotation, biological process: protein ubiquitination. The coding region runs from base 291 to 680 and encodes 129 amino acids. NCBI's taxonomy places the organism in Eukaryota, Metazoa, Chordata, Mammalia, Rodentia, Muridae. The record is from RefSeq and is a predicted model, not a curated record. Gene Ontology annotation, cellular component: anaphase-promoting complex; cytosol; kinetochore. The transcript has 4 exons.
GCCUUGGGUGGAGUUAGCGUGGCUAGGACUUGUGUGCUCGCUCUUCCCAUUUCCAGCACCUUUCUUCAUUUCCCCCGAGAGAGAGAGAGCUGCUGCAUCAAUUUGGUUUGCAUGGUGAUCCGUUUGUUCAGGUGGAACGCACUGGAAUCAUUGUUGGUAGAACCCAACGGUUGUCAUAAUUAGCCUCAGCACAGGCUCCAAAUCGACUUAAGCGUCUGGUUUGUUCUGAGAUUUAUUUUACGAAGGAUCUCUUUUUUGUUUUGUUUUAAGAAAUAAGCGGAAAGUAAUUUAUGAGUACAAGGUCAUCUCUGUCGUACACAAAUGAAGAGAGAAUUCUACUGGAGGGAAUGGCUGCCUCCUCAUCCUCAUCUUCAGCUGGUGGGGUCAGUGGAAGUUCUGUCACGGGAUCUGGUUUCAGUGUGUCAGACCUUGCCCCACCACGGAAAGCUCUGUUCACCUAUCCUAAAGGAGCCGGAGAGAUGUUAGAAGAUGGCUCUGAGAGGUUCCUCUGUGAAUCAGUGUUCAGUUAUCAAGUGGCAUCCACACUUAAACAGGUGAAACAUGAUCAGCAAGUUGCUCGGAUGGAAAAACUGGCUGGUUUGGUGGAAGAGCUGGAAGCUGAUGAGUGGCGGUUUAAACCCAUUGAGCAGCUGCUGGGGUUCACACCCUCUUCAAGCUGAUAUCACCUGCAUGGUCGCCCCUAGGGCACAGCCACCCAGCGAUGCACAGCUGUACUGUGAGCUGCAUGUCUGAAUUCACAUCCAUACUUGGUUCCUCUGUUUCUCUUAAUAGGCAACAAAUGCUCCUGUCAGAUGUUGCUGCAAUGUUUGUUACAUUCUCGUUCUCAAAAGUAUUGAGCAGCACUUGGGAGUUCCAGGACAUCCAGAGCUAUACAGAGAGAUCCUGUCUCAAAAAAAAUAUAGAUAGAUAGAUAGAUAGAUAGAUAGAUAGAUAGAUAGAUAGAUAGAUAGAUAGAUAGAUAGUUUUGGUGAUGAGAUGAAGACAGUCCUUUCAGGGAACCAAGAUUUAAGAGAUACUUAUACUCACAUGCCAGAGUCUGCCUACUGAAUGGCAUAUAGCCUGUCAUUCAUGGAGUAUCUGGAAGCUUUCACCAGUCCAGUCAGUCCAAGGUUAGGAUCUGCAGUUUCACCGUCACAGCCCAAACAUUUCUCUCUGAAAAUGAAUGUGAUUUUAGCUCAGGGUCUGUUCAGGGAGGGAAUUUUAAAGUUGUCUUUCCCCCUCUAGACAUUUAAAAUUGAAGAUUAUUUUUCUCAAUUCUUAUGACAUGCCAAGUGGUGCUGCUACUCUACCCCAUCCCUGUCCCCAAAACUUGCUUUUUGAAUGUUGCAGCACUUGAAAAAAUAAAGUGACCUAAAUCCUUUUAGACCCAGAGCCCUUAGUCCAACGCAUUGGGGUAUGAAAGCAAUUCUGUAGCAAAUAAAUCCUUACAAGAGUUCCAAA